Gaeumannomyces tritici R3-111a-1 is the source of this 1926-nucleotide messenger RNA. RefSeq lists its product as hypothetical. Gene Ontology annotation, biological process: glucan catabolic process. Bases 240 to 1514 code for a protein of 424 amino acids. Lineage: Eukaryota; Fungi; Ascomycota; Sordariomycetes; Magnaporthales; Magnaporthaceae. The record is from RefSeq and is a predicted model, not a curated record. Gene Ontology annotation, cellular component: cell surface; extracellular region. Gene Ontology annotation, molecular function: beta-glucosidase activity. The transcript is spliced from 5 exons.
GGUCAGUGCUCAUACUCAAACCCCGAAUUAUUGUUCAGGGCCUGGAAUCCUUCUCAAAAACGUGGAAGCAGGGGUCUGCAAGGCCGGAACAUGCCAUAAACCGCAAUAUAAAUUCCGCAUCUUGUCGGACCGCUGCCCUGCCAAGAGCCAAGGCCGCAGCAGUCCCAAGCCCUCGUCUCCAGGCUCCCCCGUCUGGAAUACACAGCUCUCGUUCUGUGUAUACCUACUCCCCCUCCAUCAUGAAGAUCCCGCGCCUCGCCCUCGCCGUUGCGGCCCUUGCCGUGUCGGCCGUGCACGCCUGGCUCCCCGGGGCCGGGCCCGAGAAGCGCUCCAUCGUCGAUCUCGACGGCUUCAGCCUGUUCAACGGGAGCCACGGCGGCGGGAGCACCGGCCGGCGGUGGCUCAGCGCCUCGGGCAAGCUGCGCGGCGUCAACCUCGGCUCCCUCUUCAUCGUCGAGCCGUGGAUGAUGUGGUCCGAGUGGGCCGCCAGCAUGGGGUGCGAGGUCAAAGACAAGAACUCCGAGUUCGACUGCAUGACGAAGCUGGGCCAGAGCGAAGGUGACAGGAAGUUCAAGGAGCACUGGGGGAACUUUAUCAAAGAGGCCGACUUCAAUGAGAUGAUUGAUAGCGGCCUCAACACAGUCCGCAUCCCCCUGGGGUACUGGAUGAUGGAGGAGAUUGUGUACUGGGACUCGGAGCACUUCCCUAGGGGUGGCGUGGAAUAUCUCAAAAAGGUGUGCGGCUGGGCAAGCGACCGCGGCAUGUAUAUCAUCCUCGAGCUUCACGGUGCCCCGGGCGCGCAGGCGGCCAAGGAACCCUUCACGGGGCAGCUGGCACCCACAGCGGGCUUUUACCAGGACUACCAGUACGACCGCGCAAUCAGGUUCAUGGCCUGGCUCCGGCGCCUCAUCCACGACACACGAGAGAUGAGGAACGUUGGUAUGAUAGGGCUCGUCAACGAGAAUGUUCGCAGCAACAUACCUGGUUCCUUGAAAACGUAUUAUUAUCCCAAGGCGUACCAGGCAAUCCGGGAUACGGAAAGGAGCCUUGGCAUCACGGCGAACAACUACCUGCAUAUCCAGAUGAUGAAUUCUCUCUGGGGUCCUGAGAAGCCGGGGGAGUUCUUGUCCAGCAACUACUUCCUGGCCUACGACGACCACCGCUACCUCAAAUGGACGUUCCCCAACAGCUCCCCUUCAGACUACAUUUCCAUUUCCUGCCGCGACAAUAGGGCUGCGCCGGGGGAAGCGGACACUAUCGUCGGCGAAUGGAGCAUCAGUGCCCCCGACGCCAAAGAGAACGAUGGCGAAUGGGCCAAGAGCAACACCGACUUUUACAAAAAGUGGUUCGCAGCCCAAGUUAUUGCUUACGAAAGGCACACUCUCGGCUGGGUAUUCUGGUCCUGGAAGAAGGAAGGCGAUUAUCGUUGGAGCUACCAAGAUGCUGUCCGCCAAGGGAUUGUUCCUCGAGACCUGAACAGCGUCGCGAACUCGGGGGUGUGCAAUGGUGUUUGAUGUAUGGUGCUAUAGAGUCCUUCUGGCUUUGAUGUUACAUGUUUUUUCAUCAAGUCAAGCUUCUACCAAUUGGGCUGGCCCAUGGGUAAUGCAGACGCUUUGUCGCUGGAUCGGGCAUAUUCAAGAACACCAGAAAGCGCCAGGCGGUGGUGAUAUCCGCAAACCCUGAUCGGAUAAUAUUGGCUGCUUCCUUCACUCAUCUCCCGUCGGUUCUGCCGUGAUCAAGGCCGUGAUAGUUGCUCGAGUUAUGGAGUUGCGCACUCACGGCACUCUGCGAAACUGUCGGAUCAAGAGCUCCGGAUUUUCAGGCGACAAGGGCAAACAAGCUCGUGGGUCAAGGCUGUCCAGCGGGUGGCCAAGAAUUACCGAUGCGUGCCUGUCUAGUCCUAAUAAAGAACUGUUUAUCCCCCGA